GCGGGGCGGCCGCAACGCGCCUGCGCGGGCCGGCGGCGGUCGGGGCGUUUCCGCGUGGGGGCCGUGCGCGCGCGGCGGCGCCAGGUGCGGGCGGGGGGCGCGCGGCGUUGCCGGGGCGACGGCGGGGCCGUUGCCAGGGCGACGCGGGGGCCGCGAGGGGAGCGGCCGGUUUCCAACCGCCGCUACAGAGUCGCGUAGACGCCGCAGCGGCGUCCGCGCUGGCGGGGCGCCCCCAAACCGGCACCGCGAGUCUCAGCGCGGUGACGAGCUCCCGGUGGCUCCGUGCGCCGCAGGGCCGGAUGGCGUCCACGGGGAGCCCGGGCGAGGAGGCGCCGCUGGAGGACGGGCUGCCGCCCGCCAAAAAGCCCAGGAAGCUGCUGCCGAGCCUGAAAACCAAGAAGCCCCGGGAGCUCGUUCUGGUGAUCGGCACGGGAAUCAGCGCGGCGGUGGCUCCCCGGGUCCCGGCGCUGCAGUCGUGGAAAGGGCUAAUCCAGGCCCUGCUGGAUGCUGCUAUCGACUUCGAUCUGCUGGAAGACGAAGAGAGCAGAAGGUUCCAGAAGUGUCUGCACGAAGACAAGAACCUGGUCCACGUCGCCCACGACCUCAUCCAGAAGCUGUCUCCGCGCACGAGCAACAUCCACUCGACGUUUUUCAAAGACUGUUUGUACGAGGUGUUUGACAACCUGGAGUCCAAGAUGGAGGACUCGGGGAAGCAGCUGCUGCAGUCCGUGCUCCACCUGAUGGAGAACGGGGCGCUGGUGCUGACCACCAACUUCGACAACCUGCUGGAGCUGUACGCGGCCCACCAGGGGAAGCACCUGGAGUCCCUCGACCUCACCGAUGAGAAGAAGGUGCUGGAGUGGGCGCAGGAGAAGAGGAAGCUGAGCGUGCUGCACAUCCACGGCGUUUACACGAACCCCAGCGGCAUCGUGCUGCACCCGGCCGGCUACCAGAACGUGCUGCGCAACACCGAGGUGAUGCGGGAGAUCCAGAAGCUGUACGAAACCAAGUCGUUCCUGUUCCUGGGCUGCGGCUGGACCGUGGACGACACCACGUUUCAGGCGCUGUUCUUGGAGGCCAUGAAGCACAAGUCGGACCUGGAGCACUUCAUGCUCGUGCGGCGGGGAGACGUGGACGAGUUCAAGAAGCUCCGCGAGAACAUGCUGGACAAAGGCAUCAAGGUGAUUUCCUACGGCGACGAGUACACGGACCUGCCCGAGUACUUCGAGAGGCUGGCGAGCGAGGUCGCCACCCGGGGCCAAGCAGGCGCGCCCAGAGAGGGGCAGCAGCUCAACGGCCCCGCGGCCGCCCGCGCCGAGGCGAGAGGCUGCAGCAGCUGAGCCCCGGGACCCGGCUGCUCCCCAGGACGAGCCCAAGCCGGUGCCUCCGGGGGAGCCAGUUGUGGAGCCCCUCCAGCGCCCGGCACCGGCGAGGCCAGGGCAGAGCCUCUUCACAUGAUGUAGAGAACCGGUUCUCUC
Dromaius novaehollandiae (emu) is the source of this 1478-nucleotide messenger RNA. It is a transcript of the gene SIRAL1, whose product is annotated as family with sequence similarity 118 member B. Bases 300 to 1340 code for a protein of 346 amino acids. The record is from RefSeq and is a predicted model, not a curated record. The transcript has 7 exons. NCBI's taxonomy places the organism in Eukaryota, Metazoa, Chordata, Aves, Casuariiformes, Dromaiidae.